UAGAUAAUGACUCAGUUUCUUCUUCUACUGCUUCUACUACUUCAAGUGUGGUUGGAAGAAGAAGAACAGGCAGGGCAAAGUUUGACUCCAUGAUCCGAAAUGUGGAUUCUGUUACAACAACAAGAUCAAAAUUGGAUGUUUAUCUUGCUGAUGGGUUUUAUGUUGUGCCGACAGAUUGUACUUUCGAUGUUAUUGAGUGGUGGAAGGAACAAAAAUUGGGUUAUAAGGUAUUGUCAAGAAUGGCUUGUGAUAUUUUAGCGAUUCCUAUAACUUCAGUUGCCUCUGAAGCUGCCUUUAGUGCUGGAGGAAGAGUAAUCGAUUCAAGUCGUGCAUCUUUGGGGAAGAAAACAAUUCAGGCUCUUCUUUGCUCUCAGGAUUGGUUAAGAAAUUAUUAUGCCAUGAAAAGGAGUGUGAAGGUAAUUCUAAACUUGCUUUUCUUAUUCCAAUUUCAUAUAGUUACCUUUCUUAUAACUCUAAUCCCUUUUUCCUUUCCCUGGGCAGGCCAUGACCAAGAGGAAGUUGUUGUUGAAAUAGACUUUAAUUAAUGCAUUGGGUUAGUUUCUAUUGAUUUUUUCUCGUUUAAGACUCUUGCUAGUUUACUUUUAAUGCUGUUACAGCCUACUGUAAGAUAACUUGUGCUGGAUUUGUGGAUUUUAUGAGCUGGUUUUGAUUUUACAGCUCACUUUUGCUCCAUCUUUUGGAACCCAGACCAAGUUAUGUACGUACCUAUCCAUCAACCUUUACUUUUAAUAUUGUUACAGCCUACUGUAAGAUAACUUGUGCUAGGAUUAUGAAUUUCAUGAGUUGGUUUUGAUUUUACAGGUCACUUUUGCUCCACCUAUCCAUUAUAACUCAUUUGGGUUUAUGUGUGCAGAGUUUGAAUUAACCAAUGGGAAGCUGCUGCCAUUUUUUGUCCCUUUGUAGGAGCCAACAGGUUCUUUUGUUUAGAAGCAUAUGCAACCUGGGGAUGGAAGCUUUUGAAGACAUCUAGGAUAACUGAUGUAGAGUAGCUUGACUCUAAUUUCGAUGAAUGUAAAUUGAUUUAAGUGUACUGUAGCUUGACUCUAAUUUCGAUGAUUGUAAAUUGAUUUAAGAUAGAAACUUGUAUUUUGAGGAAACAAGUAAUCAGGUCAUGGAUGAUUGUAAAGAGAUGUCAAGGUUUACAUAGUUAUAAUUUGUGUUGAAGGAAGAAAUUUCAGGUUUUGCCCAGCUUAAUUCGAGUCGAGCUCGAGCUUUGUAUGAGGCGAGCUCGAGCUUUGUUCACGAGUUAAGCUUAUUAAUGUUGUUCGCGAGCUAUUUUCGAGCUCGAGCCGAGUCGAGUUCGAGCUCAUAUAUUUAAUUUCGAGUCGAGCUCGAGCUUCUGUUUUUGUAACUCGUCUCGAGUUAGAGCCGAGCUCGAGCUCAAGUUUUGGCGAUCGAGCUCGAGCUGACCUUAGUCAAAACUCGACUCGGCUCGGCUCAUAUGCAGCCCUAAUUCUUCUCCAGCGAUUUCUUCCCUCUGAAACCUCGAUUCUUCUUUUCUGUAUUAAUCCCCUUUCGAAAUCGACCAAAUUAUUGUGCGCCAGCCACCUCCAGUGAGAGGUUGGAGCUCUCCGUUCGCCUCGCCAACCUUCUCAGCGGUGAUUAUCAACUUGGAAAGCACCAUGAGUUCCUCUAGCAACAAAUCGAGGAACUUCCGCCGCCGACCAGACCACGACGAGCCCAAUCCCGACGACGCCGCCGCUGCAGUCGCCCCGUCACCUGAUCCCUCACGUAAACCGGCGCCACCGGCACCUUCCUCUGCUUCCGGUUCUUCCAAGCCGAAGAAGCUUCUUAGUUUCGCCGACGACGAAGGGGAAGACGACGAUUCCGCCGCUGUCACACCUCUUAAUCUUUCUUCCCGCCCUUCUGGUAGGCGUAAACCUCCUUCCUCUUCGGCUUCUUCUUCUUCUCGACUGGGAAAACCUAGUUCUUCCUCCCACAAGCUCACCGCCUCCAAGGACCGAGUUCCUCUUAGCUCCCCGGCUACCACCUCCAAUGUCCUUCCCCAGGCUGGGACUUACACAAAAGAAGCCCUUCUCGAGCUCCAAAAGAAUACGCGCACCCUCGCUAAACCUUCCUCCAAGCCCUCUCCUGCCUCCGCCUCCUCUGAGCCUAAGAUCGUUCUCAAGGGCCUUCUCAAGCCCGCUCCUCCCUCCCCCCACCAAACCCUAGGAGACCGCCAUGUUUCUGAUCAUCUUAUUAGUAACAAUGCAGACGAUGAUGACGACCCAUUUGAAGAUCGAUUGGCGUCAAUGGGUUUGGGGAAAUCGAAAUCCGGAAUCAUCCCUGACGAGGAAAGAAUCAGGAAGAUUAAGGCAGAGAGGGAGAAGAAGAGGCACUCCAGUUCUUCUGCCCCUGACUUCAUCCCUCUCAAUGGAACUACUAAUGAUGCUCAAGGGUCGAGUGACGAUGAUGACGAGCUUGAGCUUAGAACCCGUGUUGCUUUGGUGGGCAGGAAAGACGGCAACACUCAUGGCGUCUUUGAGGAUGUUGAUCAUCUUCCCCCGUCUGCUGCUGUUUCGGCCAGAUAUACGAAUGUGGUUGAAGAUGUUGCUAAUGAUGGUGGUGAUGAUGAUGAAGAAGCUUACAAAAUUUGGGAACGAGAGCAGUUAGGGAAGGCCUUGGGGAAGAGAAUGGAUGAUGCUUCUGCUGUUGCUACUAAUAGAGCUGUGGCAGGUGGUGUCAGUUCUCAUAACACUGCCACGAUGAUGAUGCCACCACCUCUACCACAACAGCAGCAGCAGCAGCAGCAGCAUAGGGUCAGUAGUGUGUACCCGAACAUUGGAGGAGGUUUUAUGGCAUCUCAAGGGUUGGAUAACUUGACCAUUCCGCAGCAGGCCAAAGUUGCUUCGAAGGCAUUGCAGGAUAAUUUCAGGAGGAUAAAGGAAUCUCAUGAUAGAACUGUUUCAGCACUAGAAAGAACUGACGAUAACUUAACUUCCUCGCUGGAUAAUAUUACUGCUCUUGAAGGGUCCUUGUCAGUCGCUGGUGAGAAGUUCAUCUUUAUGCAAAGGCUUCGUGACUUUGUUUCUGUUUUAUGUGACUUUUUGCAGGAUAAAGCUGCGUAUAUAGAGGAGCUUGAAGAGCGAAUGCAAAAGGUUCAAGAGGAACGUGCAGCUGCUAUUUUGGAACGAAGAAUUGCCGAUGAUCAUGAUGAAAUGGUGGGAGUAGAUGCAGCUGUCAAAGCAGCAAUGAUAGUCUUCAAGGAACGUGGCCACUCUGCAUUAAUGAUUAGUGCUGCUGCAGGUGCUGCGCAGACAGCUUCAGCUGCCUUGAAAGUUCAAGAAAAAGCAACUCUACCAGAGUUAGAUGAACUGGGUAGAGAUAUGAGCAUGUAUAAGCGCAUGGAGAUGAAGCGGCGGGCUGAAGCCCGUCAACGUAGGAGAGCUAAGUUUGAUUCAAAGAGAAUUUUAUCAUCAAUGGAAGUUGAUGACAGCUCUGCUGAACGGAAAAUAGAAGGAGAAUCAAGCACUGAAGAGAGUGAGAGCGAGAGUGAAGCUUACCGGUCGAGUCGGGAUAGGUGUCUUGAACCAGUGGAUCAAAUUUUGAGCGAUGCCUCUGAGGAAUUUUCCCAGCUUUCUGUGGUAAAAGAAAGAUUAGAGAAAUGGAAACAGGAAUAUGCAGGGAGCUAUCGGGAUGCGUACAUGUCGCUCAGUGUACCAGCAAUCUUCUCUCCCUAUGUGAGACUAGAGCUUCUUCACUGGGACCCUCUUCGCAAGUCUGAUGACUUUUUUGACAUGAAUUGGCAUUCUCAGUUAUUCAACUAUGGUAUACCAGAGGGAGCAUCUGAUUUGAAUUCAGAGGAUUCCGACAGCAACCUUAUUCCUCAACUGGUGGAAAAAAUUGCUGUCCCUAAGUUGCAUCACCAAAUCGUCCACUGUUGGGACACGCUCAGUACCCUGGAAACAGGAAAUGCUGUUGCUGCCACAAGCAUGGUGAUAAAUUAUGUUCCAGCCUCAAGUCAGGCUCUAUCAGAACUAUUAGUUGCAGUCCGCACUCGACUUGCUGAUACAGCAUCCAACAUUGUGGUCCCUAACUGGAGCUCGCUCGUUCUAAAGGCAGUCCCCAGUGCAUCGCGAAUAGCAGUGUAUCGGUUUGGAGUCUCAGUUCGUUUGAUGAGGAAUAUCUGCUUGUGGAAGGAUAUUCUAGCGAUGCCAGUUCUGGAGGAGCUUGCUCUGGAUGAGCUCUUGCGCAGGAAGGUCCUGCCUCAUGUUCAAAGCAUUUCGUCGGACGUUCAUGACGCGAUUGCCAGAACUGAGAGGAUUGUUGCUUCUUUAUCCGGGGUUUGGACUGGUCCAAAUGUCACCGGGGAUCGCAGUGGCAAGUUGCAGGUGCUGGUGGACUUUGUGGUAUCAUUAGGAAGGACACUGGAGAAGAAGCAGGCAGCUUUGGGGGUGAGCGAGGGGGAGACUAGCGGGCUUGCUCGACGCCUGAAGAAGAUGCUGGUUGAGCUCAAUGACUACGACAAUGCACAACGCAUUGCGAAAGCCUUUCGUCUGAGAGAGGCUUUGUAAGUAAUAAUGUGAUACGAAGGAAGAGCGUAGUUUACCGAAGCAAGGCGAUGAAGGGACUUUAACUGGAGAAGAGAUAGAAUAGGAAGAGGCCAUGCUAGCGUUGUUUCUGUUGAUCGAUUCUAGUAAUAUGUCGGCAACAAGCUUUGAUCUUGUUUCUCUCAUGUACAACAUCAAGCAGGAGAAUUGCAUGGAUGUUGUGCUACAACUUCAAUCUUUACCUAGAAUUUGGUAGUAACGCAAACGAAAGAAUGUGGCUUUAAGCCAACAAUGUUGUUGCUCAAAUGGUUAUGUUAUUAGAUAUUGAUCUAAACCAGGCCAACAUUGCAGGCAACAAUAAGGAAUAUAUCACACGCAUCAAACCCCACACAUAUCACAAAGACCAAAAGGCAAUCGAAUUUUGCCCUUUGCCACCACUCUUUAUUGUUUCUCAGUUGAACAAAUCACAGCAUAUACCCUUUCUAUGUUUUCCACCCCUGAACUUACACCACUUGCUCUAAAACCCCUCCAAAAAAGAAAGGCAACCAAAAUCAACCACAAGAGGAAAAGCAACUGAAAAAUGGAAGUAAACUUGAUCAACAUGAGCUGAUUCUUCACAACCCAAUCCAAAAAUGGAGAGCCAAAGCUCGAAACUUUCCAAAACCCACAACACCAAACUCUCCACCCAUCAUUCGCUCUCCACGAGCAAACAAUAGCGCGAAACUUACCCAAGUUCCAAAUCCAAUGAAAGAAAAAAGACCUGCAAUCACAAACAAAACAUCAGUCAGUUCCCCCAACAGCACCCGAAGCUAGUUUAGCAGCUACGAUAAUUUGCAGAAGCUUCGGAUAUUUAAUUGAUUUGGAAUGUAAGAUACUAGAACCAUACAAGUAGUAGGAAACCAUAUAUGGUAGUGCAUGAGAGCAUGGAGUUAAAUAAUUUUGAUUAACAUCUGCAACUUCAAGAUAUUUAAACAAACCUGACUAAUGUUUUGUUUUCAUUUUAUCUACUGUCCUGCAAAAGGGUUGAUAGCCAUGCUUCAAAAACCAUCCAGAGAUAGGAUGGGAUAAUGCUAUUAGGGCAGAAAUGGAUAUUACUAGGAUAGAAGUCGUAUGAAAACCACGGAAAGCUGCUUAUGCAUGCAUAACCAAAUGUCGACUCAACAAAGCACCAAAGAGAAUAGUGCAGGACGAAAGUUCUAAAUCUAGACAAACUCAAGCCUGUCUGUGGCCCAUGUAAAAGUUCUCAAUGCAGCCGAGCAUAGCAAAAAAAAAAAAAAUCAAGUGGAACUUAUCAUCAAUCAGGUGUACAACAAAAUUAACUUGGACCCAUUUC
This is a messenger RNA of Linum trigynum, 5844 nucleotides long. Lineage: Eukaryota; Viridiplantae; Streptophyta; Magnoliopsida; Malpighiales; Linaceae. The record is from the annotation of a GenBank genome assembly.